Molecule: messenger RNA, 1511 nt
Organism: Maylandia zebra (zebra mbuna)
Lineage: Eukaryota; Metazoa; Chordata; Actinopteri; Cichliformes; Cichlidae
Gene: anxa3a
Product: annexin A3a
Cellular component (GO): cytoplasm; plasma membrane; vesicle membrane
Molecular function (GO): calcium ion binding; phospholipase inhibitor activity; calcium-dependent phospholipid binding
Source: RefSeq, a predicted model, not a curated record
UGGCCGGUUUGCUUUUCAGGUAGCUCGUUGUUUUUUGCAGGUAACCAGGAGGUGCAGCAGGUAAAUUUUCUGGUUCAGAGAGAAAUCUAGACAAAUUAUCUGCAGACAUCAUGGGAUCUUUAUGGGAUGACUUGGAAAGCCUCGUGGAUGCUCCUUCCUCUUUCUCAGCAAAAAGUGGAGAGCGAGGAACCAUCAAGCCCAAAGCAAACUUUAAUGCAGAGCAGGAUGCUGCAGCUCUGAAAAAGGCCCUUGAAGGACUUGGCACGAAUGAGAAGAUUGUGAUUGAGAUUCUGACCACCAGAAGCAGCGCUCAGAGACAGCUCAUCUGUAAAGCUUAUGAAAAGGCCACCAGCAGAACAUUAGUGAAGGACCUGAAAGGGGACACCAGCGGGAACUUUGAGGACCUGCUCGUGGCGCUCGUCACUCCUCCUGCUGAGUACGACUGCCAUGAAGUAAUGCGGGCCAUGAAGGGAGCUGGAACCAAAGACAAAGUCUUGAUUGAAAUCUUUGCCUCCAGAUCUAACCAACAAAUUAAAGAUCUCAGUGACGUCUAUUUCAAAGAAACCAAAAAGCAGUUGACAGCUGCCCUGGAGAGUGAAGUUUCGGGAGACUAUUCCAAAGCGCUGCUCCUCCUGGCUCUGGGUAAGCGGGAUGAGAGCACCACAGUGGAUGUUAAUAAGGCAAGAGAAGACGCCAAGACUCUUUACAAUGCCGGGGAGAAGAAGUGGGGCACCGACGAAUCUAAAUUCAUUGAAAUCCUUUGCAAAAAAAGCAUUCCUCACCUGAGACAAACUGUGAUUGAAUACAAGAACAUCAGUGGAAAGACCCUGCAGCAAAGCAUUGAAGGGGAGAUGUCAGGAGACCUGGAGAACCUGCUCGUGGCUGUUGUGAAAUGUGUGAAGAGCGUACCAGGUUACUUUGCAGAACUCCUGCAUGAGAGCAUGAAGGGUGCAGGAACUGAUGAGUCCACUCUGAACCGGAUCAUGGUGAGCCGGUCUGAGAUCGACCUGCUGGACAUCAGAGCCGAGUUCAAGAAACUCUACAAACACUCGCUGCUCUCUGCCAUUCAGUCAGAUCUGUCGGGCGACCAGUGUGAGUGUGUGAAGGCCAUCUGUGGAGGAGACGAUUAACAGAGCGUCCACCUGAAGACGAGAAGAAACCCGCUUUCUCCUUCACGCUUGUGUCAUUCACGCCUGCCUCUCUUUUCUGUUUAUCUGUGUAACCCUGUUUCUUAAAUUUGCACACGGAGAAGGAUGUAAUAAAAAUAAAGAUUUAGUGGUGCAGUUUCUCUGUCUUAUUGAUAAACUGGCCACAUGUAGAAUAUUUAAUCCAAUUUGCAGAUAUUUCCAUUGCAGCAGUUUUUAGCAUACAUUAAAAUGUGCAUCCUUUCUGAAAUCUUUGAAAUUAAUCAAAUAUAAAUGGCUCCUCUGUGCUGUAACUCUUAAACUAUAACUGAAUGAAUAAUAAAGCAGUUAAUUAAGGGAAAGUAAUAAAUAUCAGCUCAUAACGGG